AUGUCGAGUGAACCACCCAAGGUGUUCCUAGCUACAUAUUCGAGUACGGAUGUUUAUGAAUCUGUUAUCAAUGAUUGUCCUCUCAUGAGAAGAUGCAAAGAUGAUUGGGUCAAUGCUACACAAAUCUUGAAAUGUUGUAAUUUUUCCAAGGCUAAAAGAACCAAGAUCUUAGAGAAAGGAGUACAACAAGGGUUACAUGAAAAAAUUCAAGGUGGUUAUGGAAGAUUUCAAGGAACUUGGAUUCCCUUGCCCGAUGCUCAAAGGUUGGCUCAUACAUAUGGAGUGACACCAGAGAUGGCCCCCGUAUUGUUUUUUGAUGCUUCAAACCCUGGAUUUGACUUUCAUAAGAAAACAAAAGAAGUAAAUAAAGAUGGUACUCCUGUUAAGAGAAAGUAUGUCAAGAAAAAGAAACCAGAUGUCAUAAGUUCAAAAAAAUUGAAAAUGGAGGAUGGACAGGCUGCUUAUAUGCAACAACAACUUCAACAAGGAUACGAGUUCCAAGGUAACGAAUCAUUCAAUGGAGUUUCAAGAAUGUCUUCACAAAUUUCUCAAUAUUCAAAUAGUUCAUCAAUGCCAUUCAGUCAAGGAUCAUUCACCCAACCUGAUUUUAUUCCUAACCAUAAUAUUCCCACCUUUCAGAAUAGUCAAAACGGCACUGACUAUAACUACCAAAUGCAAAUGCAGAUGCAGCAACAACAACAGCAACAACAACAGCAACAAGCUCAACCACCACAAACCUAUAACUAUGGUUUCCAACAACCACCACAAACCAUUGCACACCCAAAUAUAAUGGGACAAUUUCACCAUUCUAAAGCAAAUUCUUCUCAAUCGACUAACGAAACCAAUUGGUCACAAGAUGAGCAUAAAGAAAGUGAUACGUCAAUGUCCUCCAACGAAGAAAUGAAAUUGAAGGCCAAUUCUACUGUCACUAACAGUCUGGAAAGUAAAGAGUCUUAUUCUUCACAAUUACUCAAAUUUUUCAGUGAUGAUAAUGCCCCAAUUCCUUAUUUUAUUACCAAUCCUCCCGCCGAUUUCAACAUUAAUGAAGCUAUUGACGACGAGGGCCACACUCCUUUACAUUGGGCAGCUUCUAUUGGUAACUACAAUAUGAUCCAUUUAUUAACAAUGAGGAACGCCAAUCCUUUAGUUGUUAACAAUUUUGGAUUGAAUCCUUUAUCUAAAUUAAUAUCGUUCAAUAAUUGUUAUGAGUUGAAAAACUUCCCCAAAGUUUUGGAUGAUUUAGAGAUAUGCUUAAUCAACACCGAUAUUAACGGUAGAACACCCUUGCAUUACUUGUGUCAAUUUGCUAAGGUUCCAUCAAAAAUUGAUUCGUUGCUCUACUAUUUAGAGAAUAUCUUGAACAAAUUGAGUAUGUUGACAAACCAAAAUUCUAAUAAUAAAUCCAUUAAUUUGAUAAAAAAUGUCAUUGACCAUCAAGAUGUGAAUGGUGAUACAUGUCUUCAUUUGGCUGCCAAGUCAAGAUGUGUGAGACUUGUGAAAUAUUUACUCAGUUUUAAUGCCAGGGAUGAUUUAAUCAAUAUUAACCAAGAAACUGCUGAAUAUUUGAUUAUGAAAGACAAUCUUUUGAAAGACUCCAAUGAACCCGAAAUUGACAGCAAUCAAACUCUAUCUCAACCAGUUCAUGACUCCAACUUGAAAACUUAUAAACGAAGCUCCAAGCAUUUGGAAACUCCAACUCAGCCUAAUUUCAACACACAAGAAACUCCUGACACCCAAAGAACUACCAUUCAACAAGAAGAGGACGAUGACGGUGAUCAAGCAAGGGUAAACAAAGAACAAAUCAAUCAGUUAUUGAGAAGCACUGGAGUUAAUGAUGAUAAUAAAGAGAAUAUCUUCCUUGAUUCCAUGAAGUCAUUUGAUAUGAUGUCAACUCCCAUCCAAGCAACAAAAACUAGCUCAUUCGUUAUUCCUAAUCAACAGCCACUAGCCGUUAUAUCGGAAAGAACCACUGAAAGCACACCAAUCAAUGACGUAGACGAAAUUAAACCCAAAAGAGAAAAUCACGAAGAAAAGAAAUCAAAUGAUCAAAGCAAAAGUCAAACCUACCAAUUAGUGCCUCCCAAAUUAGAUUCUUAUGGUAAAAUAAUUGAAGUCAACGAAGAAAAAGGUCAAUUCAAAUUACCAUUGAAUGAUUUUAAUUCUAUCAUUAAUAAUUUGACCUUCUCAUUAUCCAAAAAGUACAAAACACAAAUCAAAGCAUUGAAUAAUGAAUUGAAAGUCACAGAAAGUAAAUUGAAUGACAAUGAAAUUGUCAAUGAAAAGUUGAACGAUAAAUUAAUGUUUGAAUUAUCCAAAAUAGGCAUUGAAUCUUUCAAUUCAUUGAGCGAAGGUCAUGCAUACCUUGAGGAAUUCGUUGAAGCACAAAACUCACAUGUUAAAACCAAAGAGUUCGACUUGAUGAACAAUUUAGAGAAAAGUCAAGCGUUUGAAAUCGCUAAUCUAGUAUCACACAACGAAGAAAACCUUCAAGACAAUGAUAACAAUGUGGAAAAUUGGGAUUUAGCAAUUGAAUUAACCAAUUUGCAAAUCCAAAGAUCAAAGUUGUUAUCUGAUUUAACCAAUAAAAUCAAAAAUUACGGGAUUGAUGAUAAAAUGUAUAAAUAUAGGAAACUUAUUAGUUUAAGUUGUGGACUCAAGAUUGAUGAAAUAGAUAACCUUAUUGAUGGUAUUGAAGAAUCCUUGAUGGAUACCAGUAAGUAA
Yamadazyma jaroonii is the source of this 2721-nucleotide messenger RNA. Lineage: Eukaryota; Fungi; Ascomycota; Pichiomycetes; Serinales; Debaryomycetaceae. The record is from the annotation of a GenBank genome assembly.